Molecule: messenger RNA, 2049 nt
Organism: Anas platyrhynchos (mallard)
Lineage: Eukaryota; Metazoa; Chordata; Aves; Anseriformes; Anatidae
Gene: WNT8A
Product: Wnt family member 8A
Biological process (GO): canonical Wnt signaling pathway; multicellular organism development; cell fate commitment
Cellular component (GO): extracellular region
Molecular function (GO): cytokine activity; frizzled binding
Source: RefSeq, a predicted model, not a curated record
GGCGUGGGAGCUGCGGAUCAGCCAGAGGGAUCCAACUCCUGGGCUUUGACAGCCAUGAGCAGCACCACCUUCCUCAUCCUCUCCAUCAUGGGCAUCUGCGGUGUCAUUUUCAACGCAGCAGCAUGGUCUGUGAACAACUUUCUGAUGACAGGACCUAAGGCGUACCUGACAUACUCCAGCAGCGUGGCGGCGGGCGCGCAGAGCGGGAUGGAGGAGUGCAAGUUCCAGUUCGGGUGGGAGCGCUGGAACUGCCCCGAGAGCGCGCUGCAGCUCUCAACGCACAACCGCCUGCGCAGCGCUACCAGAGAGACGUCCUUCGUGCACGCCAUCAGCUCCGCCGGCGUCAUGUACACCCUGACCAGGAACUGCAGCAUGGGCGACUUCGAGAGCUGCGGCUGCGACGACUCCAGGAACGGGCGCGUCGGUGGCCGCGGCUGGGUCUGGGGAGGCUGCAGCGACAACGUGGAGUUCGGGGAGAGGAUUUCCAAGCUCUUUGUGGAUGCUUUGGAAACAGGACAUGACACCCGCGCCCUGAUCAACCUGCACAACAAUGAAGUUGGGAGACUUGCUGUGAAAGCUACGAUGAAGCGAGCCUGCAAGUGCCACGGGGUGUCGGGCAGCUGCAGCAUCCAGACGUGCUGGCUCCAGCUCGCUGAGUUCCGAGAGAUUGGGAACUACCUCAAGAUGAAAUACGACCAAGCCCACAAGCUGGAGAUGGACAAGAGGAGGAUGAGAGCUGGCAACAGCGCCGACAGCCGCGGGGCCACGGCGGAGACCUUCCACCACGUCCACGCCACAGAGCUCGUCUUCUUGGAGGACUCCCCUGACUACUGCACGAGGAACGCCAGCCUGGGCCACCACGGCACUGAGGGCCGCGAGUGCCUGCAGACCGGCAAGAACCUCUCGCAGUGGGAGAAGAGGAGCUGCCGGCGGCUCUGCACCGAGUGUGGCCUCAAAGUGGAGGAGAGGAGGACAGAGGUGGUCAGCAGCUGCAACUGCAAGUUCCACUGGUGCUGCACGGUGCGCUGCGAGCAGUGCCGGCAGCUGGUGGCCAAGCACUACUGUGCCCGCCGCGAUGCUGCCGCCACCAACCACAUCAAGCGGAAAAACAAGGGCCACAAGAGAUAGAGGAAGGCCCGACAAUGCCGUGCCCGGGCUCACGAGGUGGACCUUUGGGUUUCUUCACCUUUUGUGGCCAUCACCGUAGCUCAGGUUGGGAAGGAGCCUUCCCCAGGGCACUGCAGGGAUCUAAAGGGGGUUUGGAGGUCCGAACGGACAGUGAGACUGGGCCUUCUCUGAAUUAAUGCUGUGAGAUCACGAAGCACAAGGCGCGGGCGCUGAGGGACCACGGUCCUUCUGGUUUCAUGGUUUCUCCUCAGUAUUUACUAAGAGCUUCUUUCUUUUCGGGAGUCACUUUGCGUAUCUGAUGGAGGGAAGACUUUCACUUUUUCGGUGGCUUCAGCUCAUUGCACUGCUGGCAGUGGUCAGCCCAGACCAGCAGCAGUAAACAAGGGUGGGACGGGCACUGCAGCCUGAACUGGUCCCACUGGGCAGCUCUGUCACUGCCACAGGCAUUGCAGCCCAGGGCCCCCAUGGUGUUCCUUCACAGGUCAUGCUUAUAAAUACUCCUGGUGGAAAACUUAUGCACUUUCUGGUGUGAGAGGGAUUUUUGCAGUAUUGUGAUUUCUAUUAGAACAGCUGCAACUUUUUGAGGACUUAAAUAGGUUUACAGACAGUGUUUACAGUGGUUUUUUUUUGUCGUUGUUGUUGUUUUUUUUAAACUUUUCUGAUUUGGUACCAGAACCCCUGCCCUAAAUGGACAGUAGCUUCAUGUAUUUGUACCAGAUGAAAUUAAGCAGUUUAAAAUUCCUUUAUUAUUUUUUUUAUAUAAUAGCAGAUAAGAAUUCAGAAUUCUUUAUGCCUAAUACUGUUUCUUAAUUAAGUUGUAUUAUUGCUUAGCACAAUCUGUUUUCUCCAUAUAUUUUGAAGGCAUCCCCAAAGAGUUAGAUUUUGGACUGUAUUUUGCAAUAAACACCGUCAUGAAAACAA